CGAUCUUACAUUCUUUCUCUUCUUCCUUUCUUUCUCCACAUUUUUCUCUCCAAUCCGCUCCACACACUAGCUAAUAACCGAUCACACCGCCGCCAUGCGUUUCUCAACCGCCACAACCAUCGUCGCCGUCUCGACUUUGGCCCUCCUCUCUUCAAGGUCAAGCUCCUCCUACCAAGUCUCUGCCGCCCUGACCUCCCAAGAGCGCGCCGCCCUUGAAUUAAAAGACCCCAGUCCAAACUUCUGCGCACCCUGUCUUCAAAAGGCCAUGCACAACCACUUCCCUCACGCCUGCGCCGCCGACUUCGAUUCUGAGGCCGCCAACUUCCGUCCUGAGGGUUCGACCGAUGAAGAAGAGCGCUGCGUCUGCGUCGCUUAUCAAGAUCUCUACUGGAUGAAGGCCGAUUGCUCGCAAGAGUGUCCCUAUGUCCACAACAACAAGACCAUGUCCUUCUUCUUGCCCGCGGAAAAGAUCGAAGGUUGUGACAAGUGGAUCGACUUUGAACAGCAUAAGGAAAAAGUCAUCGAGGGCUGGCCCACCAAGAGCCCCGAUCACAAGCCAGAAGUCUUUGAGAUCGUAACACCCGCGCCCGAUGAGGCCCUCGAUGUCGAUGAGGACGAGGCUGCAAGGGAUUACACGAUCUCGGUUUCGAUCACGACCAAGGAGGACGAUGAGAAGAAGGCAAAGGCCAAGCUGGAGCUUGAGAGUGGGAUGAAGAAUGAGAUCAAGAAGGACGACGACAUCAAGGCAACGCCCGAGGAGGAGAAUAAGAAGGACGAGCUCUAAAGAGAGACUCAACCACUACCACCACGCGGCGCCUUCUCCUUUAGUAACUAAUAAAGAUCUCGACACACAAGCAUCCUCGC
Gamsiella multidivaricata is the source of this 864-nucleotide messenger RNA. RefSeq lists its product as uncharacterized. Lineage: Eukaryota; Fungi; Mortierellomycota; Mortierellomycetes; Mortierellales; Mortierellaceae. The record is from RefSeq and is a predicted model, not a curated record. Bases 95 to 784 code for a protein of 229 amino acids. The transcript has a single exon.